Molecule: messenger RNA, 571 nt
Organism: Oreochromis aureus
Lineage: Eukaryota; Metazoa; Chordata; Actinopteri; Cichliformes; Cichlidae
Gene: pierce1
Product: chromosome 12 C9orf116 homolog
Exons: 3
Coding region: 80-451 (123 amino acids)
Biological process (GO): axoneme assembly
Cellular component (GO): axonemal microtubule
Source: RefSeq, a predicted model, not a curated record
GCGCAUGCACAGGAAGUGAGUGCUGUGGUAUUUCCAUGGUUACACAGUGUUGGUAGUAACUGUGAGAGUUCAGUCAGUCAUGGAGGAGCAGAGAGUUCAGACCUGCGACUUUUACAGGACGGAUCCAGACCUGCCGCACCGAUUCAACAACCCAGACUGUUUCCAUGGUUACGAGCAGGUGAAAAGUCACCCGUUAUAUCGAACAUCAAACCAAACAUACGGCAGCAAGAAGCCGACUGUUCAUGAAAUACAGACUUGCUUUACAGCGACAUCCCGUCAGUUUUCGGAGGUAAUGCUGCACAGUGGGAUGUUUCGCCAUCAUGGUUUUAACACGUCUGUAGACAGGAGCAGAGUGAUGGUUUCCACGGAAACCCAGCACAGGAGAGCCAACUUCCAUUACUUGUAUCACUAUGGAAACCAGAGGAGCAAGAAUGAUGGAAGCAGCAAGUAAAUAAUCUUCUGACCUGAUGAAACAAAUGUCAAUCAAAUCUGAUCAGUUAUUGAUUAUCCAUGGUAUGAAGCACAGACACAGAAAACUGAAAUGAUCAAUAAAAAAAGAGCUUUCCAAUCA